This is a messenger RNA of Branchiostoma belcheri (Belcher's lancelet), 1167 nucleotides long. RefSeq names its product SET domain-containing protein 4-like. Bases 18 to 1157 code for a protein of 379 amino acids. Gene Ontology annotation, biological process: positive regulation of transcription by RNA polymerase II; peptidyl-lysine dimethylation; peptidyl-lysine trimethylation. The transcript has 9 exons. Gene Ontology annotation, molecular function: histone H3K4 methyltransferase activity; transcription coactivator activity; protein binding. The record is from RefSeq and is a predicted model, not a curated record. NCBI's taxonomy places the organism in Eukaryota, Metazoa, Chordata, Leptocardii, Amphioxiformes, Branchiostomatidae.
GUACGGGUCGGGGAGUGAUGGCUGCAAGAAGUAUAAAGGCAGGAGAAGUCAUCAUCGCUGUACCCAGGAACAUUCUGAUAUCGUGUCGAACCAUUCUGUCCUCCAGGCUAGGCACAGAGUUGAAAAAGUGGUCCAGUACUAGUCGUUUCACCUGCGCACAGGUACUGUCAUUGUUCCUCCUUUUAGAGAAAAACAAAGGAAAAUCCUCCUUCUGGCACCCUUACAUCAGAUCACUGCCCAACACCUUCACCACUCCAGUGUAUUUCACGGAAACAGAGCUCAACGCCUUAAGUCCUUCUCUCCAAGAAAAAGCAAGAGAUCUUAAGAAAGAGUUGCUCCACGCCUUCAAUGAUCUCGAGCCGUUUGUGUCGUCUUCUCUGCCCGAGUUGGACUCUACGUUCACGUUCGAUGCGUUCAGGUGGGCGUGGUCCGUUCUGAAGACGAGGACGCUGUACCAGGAGGACUGUCGGAGUCCGUACCUGUCCAACAGGGAGCCGCAGACCUCCACACUGGUGCCGAUGUUAGACCUCAUCAACCACUCUCCGUCUGCAAAGGCGAGGUUCGGUUAUAACGUGAACACCAGCUGCUAUGAGGUUCGCGUUCUGGAGCCGUACAGGAAACACGACCAAGUGUUCAUCUCGUACGGGUUUGAGGAGAACUCGGAGCUGAUGCUGAAGUUUGGCUUCUACGUUCCCAGAAAUCCCAAAGACUUCAUCAAGAUAAACUUGAGUGAAUUGUUAGAGUGUCUGCCACAGAUUAGUGAUGAAGACCGCAAGAACAAGGUGGACCUCCUGUUUGAGAGUGGAUUACUCAGCAAUCAAACUUGCAGCUGGAAUGGGAUCUCCUGGCAGGUGAUGUCGGUACUGCAGGUCCUAGCAACCAAUGGCAUCGACAAAAACAGCGUCCCUUCGAUAUUUCCAAACUCCAACCCGCUUUCAUGCCAAAACGCAGCGCUCUCUAGCGAAGAAUUGCAAGCAAUGCAAGCAGCUCGAACAUUGCUGGAGAGGCGGCUGGAAUCUUACGAAACCACAAUAGAGGAAGACGAAGCGUUACUGAGGGAGGUACAGAGCCCGUGUAUGGAGAUGGCGGUCGGCAGCAGGGCGGAGGAGAAACGGAUGCUGCGUAAUGCGUUAAACUUACUCCAGACAAAUCAAUAAAUCCACAUUA